Molecule: messenger RNA, 9801 nt
Organism: Solea solea (common sole)
Lineage: Eukaryota; Metazoa; Chordata; Actinopteri; Pleuronectiformes; Soleidae
Gene: chd9
Product: chromodomain helicase DNA binding protein 9
Exons: 39
Coding region: 342-9398 (3018 amino acids)
Molecular function (GO): protein binding; ATP binding; ATP-dependent chromatin remodeler activity
Source: RefSeq, a predicted model, not a curated record
ACCGGUUCUUAAUUUCACACUGAUUGGUGACACUGUGGCGAAGUGUCGCUGGUCCAAUCACAGAGAUCGUCACUUGUAUGCAAAUACAGUGUUAUCACAGUCACGUCAGCAGCAGCAGCGGUAGAGCCGCUGCGCCGUGGUCGCCAGCAGGAGAACAAGUGACAACACAGCCACAACUUCACCGAUAACACUGUUUCAACACUGACGCCCGGGGGGUGCGAGUUUAAGUUCGUUUCAGGAAAACAAUAUAAUGGACAUGCUGUAGAAAAGAAGGGUCAUUGGGACCAGCUUUGAUCCAGUGGUGUUCCAUAGGUUCAGCUCACUCCCCCCAGCCUCAAACCAUGGACUUCUUUGACGAUCCCAGCCUCUUUGUUGGAGGUUUAGAUGGGUUGGAUGAGGAUAGUUUUGCCACAGCACCAUCACUUGUGGAUGAGCUAAACCUCAGUGCUGACUUUGAGCCCGUCCAAGUUGAGUCUCUGGGCCCAGGGAAGCAUCAAGGCAUAAUGCCAACAGUUUCUACUCAACCAGUCAUGCCCACUUACAGUCACCAGAUGGGUCACUACUCUGGCAUUAAGGCACAGAAUCUUACAGGGCAGGCAUUUUCUGGUCAUGGGGUCACAGGUGGCAGCCUAAUGCCAGAGCAACAUGGCCAGUACCACAGUGCUGCGCCUGUGAGUCACGCACCUCCAUCCAAUGGGCUGUUCUGUAACAGUACAAGUCCAAUGUGGGGCAACCAGGACCAGAAUGGGAAUGUAUACCACCCCGUAACUCAUCAGCAGCAACAUCACCAACAACAGCUUCGUCAUCGGCAGCAGCAACAACUGCACAACCAGCCACCUAAUGUCAGACAACAACAUAUACGGCAGGAACAACACCAUGCCUGUCAUCAACAGGAGCAGCAACACAGAAUGCGGCAGCAGCUGCAACAACUGCAAAGUCAUCAGCAACAGCUGUUGCAGUGCCAGCCCCAACAACAUAACACACAGACGAUGUCCCUGCAGCAACAGCAGCAUCAAAGUUUCACCUUUCAUCAGGGAGGUCAGUCUCGGGGCCAACAGGAAGUUCAUCAUAGUCAACAGCGGGUUCAGCACCAACUAACAGGAGGGCCAAGGUUACAAGCAAGAGCUCUUCCGAGCAAAUCCUAUAUAGAUAGUCAGAACUCUUCUAUGAGUGGGAUUUGUUUACAGCAACAACAGCAGCAUGGUAACUACCACUUGACUACUGGUGGCCAAGCCUUCAAUGGAUCAGGGCUAGGAGACCCUAACCUGCCCCUCCCCAUGCAUUCAUCAUCUGUGGUUCACUCCCUGCCAAUGUGCUCUGUCAGUUCUGCCACUCCUUAUCAACCAGCUCAGUACCCCACUUACCCUGGAGAGCCCGAAAUACCCAGGCUGGAUCAGCAGUCUUUGUUGUCGACUACACAGUCCAAGCCCACCCCCACCACCACUGUGCACCUCACUUCCACUGUGCCUGAUGUCUCUGUAUGUCAGUUUCCAUCCACUGGAGUUGUCAAUCGGCAGCACACUAGGAUCCCAGUUAGCCAGGUAGAAGAAUGUCCUUUCCGGUCGUUACGUUGUUCUGGAGAAACCCAGGGAAACGGUGGGUCAGCUGAGAUGUUUGGUAAAUCUAUGAGCUGCUACCCCAACAUGACGAGCCAGUUGUCCUCUGAGCGGCCUCAGAGCUGUGGGGUCAUCAACACUAAUGGAUACCUGGCUUUGGGAGAUAGUCUUCUGACAUCAGAGGCUCAGGAUGGAGACUUGGAGGGACUAGAACCUCCUGACCUCCUGCCUGACCUACUGCCCCAGCUACAGGCAGCUCUUAGCCAAGAGGAGGAAUCCAACGGUUCCUGGGCCAAUUCCAGUGUCGAGAUGGGCCAUGAGCAGAGGAAACAUCCACCUGUUGAAUACAAGGAAGAGAAGCCCAGAAAGAACGCUAAUGGUCCUGUUAGCCAGGUUCGGGCCCUCAGUCCCCCAUUGAAGAGCAGCUCAUCGUCUUCCUCCUCUUCCUCAUCAUCCUCAUCUUCCUCAAGCUCUUCAUCUGAGAAAAGGACACGGAGGACACACCAUCAGAUGGAGACAUUGACACUGGACAAGCAGGAAAAGGCCAAUAGGAUAAUAUCAGAGGCUAUCGCAAAGGCCCGGCAGCGCGGGGAGAAGAACAUCCCCCGUGUCAUGAGCCCUGAGAGCUUCCCUAGUUCUUCCUCACAGCACAGGAGCCACCGAGAUCGUGAACACAAAGGAAACGGCAAGGCACGGUCCAAACAGAAGAUGAGUAGAAAGGCCUGCGUUGUACCCUGCUCCAAAUCCAAACAGAAGGCCAAAAUUGGGAAAAUUGUCAUCAAGAUUGGAAAGAAGAAAAAGAGAAAGACAGAGUCCUCAGAGGAGGAGUCAGACGAUGACCCACCCCCUCGGCACAUUUCUAAAGGCGACUCUAAGAGGAGAUCGAAUAGACAGGUGAAGAGAAAGAAGUACGCUGAAGAGCUGGAGGCCAGGUUGUCAGAUGAGGAUGUCAAGGUUAUCGUCAAGGCCAAGAAAACCAACACUGCAGCUUCCAAAGCGCCUGCUGUCCAACUCUUUGUAGAGAAUCCCUCUGAAGAAGAUGCUGCUGUUGUCGACAAAAUCAUGUCUUCUCGUUUUGCUAAGAAUGAGGUCUCUACGGGAGUUGUGGUCGAAGUGGAAGAGUUUUUUGUAAAAUACAAGAACUAUUCCUACCUACACUGUGAGUGGGCCACAGAGCAACACCUGGUAAAGGACAAGAGGAUUCAGCAGAAGAUCAAACGCUUCAAGAUGAAACAAGCACAGAGGGCACUCUUCUUUGCAGAUAUGGAUGAGGAGCUCUUUAACCCUGACUAUGUAGAAGUAGACAGAGUGCUGGAGGUGUCGUAUUGUGAGGACAAAGACAGUGGAGAGGAGGUGGUGUACUACCUGGUGAAGUGGUGCUCCCUGCCGUACGAGGACAGCACCUGGGAGCUAAAGGAUGACGUGGAUCAGAGCAAGAUUGAAGAGUUUGAGCAGCUGCAGGCAGUCAAGCCAGACUCACGCAGGGUGGAGCGGCCCCCAGCCAGUCACUGGAAGAAGAGGGAGCAGUCGAGGGAAUACAGGAACGGCAACAGCCUCAGGGACUACCAGCUAGAAGGAGUCAAUUGGCUCCUCUUCAACUGGUACAACAGACGGAACUGCAUAUUAGCAGAUGAGAUGGGCCUGGGGAAGACCAUACAGUCAAUCACAUUCCUCGAGGAGAUCUAUCGUGUGGGCAUUAAAGGGCCAUUUCUCAUCAUCGCUCCACUCUCCACCAUUGCCAACUGGGAGCGGGAGUUCCACACUUGGACAUACCUCAAUGUGAUCGUCUACCAUGGGAGCGUCGUCAGCAGGCAGAUGCUGCAGCAGUAUGAGAUGCAUUUCAGGGAUGCACAGGGCCGUGUGAUGAGAGGUGCCUACAAGUUCCAUGCUGUCAUCACCACAUUUGAGAUGAUCCUGACAGGCUGCCCUGAACUCAACGCCAUAGACUGGCGCUGUGUUAUCAUCGACGAGGCCCACCGCCUCAAGAACAAGAACUGCAAGUUGCUAGAGGGCUUCAGGAUCAUGAGCCUGGAGCACAAGGUCCUGUUGACAGGCACACCUCUCCAGAACACAGUGGAGGAGCUCUUCAGCCUGCUCCACUUCCUGGAGCCUGCACGCUUCCCUUCAGAAUAUACCUUCAUGCAGGAAUUUGGAGACCUCAAGACUGAGGAGCAGGUGCAGAAGCUUCAGGGUAUUCUAAAGCCCAUGAUGCUGCGCCGGUUGAAGGAGGAUGUGGAGAAGAAGUUGGCUCCUAAGGAGGAAACCAUCAUUGAGGUUGAGCUCACCAAUAUUCAGAAGAAAUACUACCGCGCCAUUCUAGAGAAAAACUUCUCUUUCCUGGCUAAAGGAGCUGGCCAGGCAAAUAUGCCCAAUCUGGUCAACACUAUGAUGGAGCUUAGAAAAUGCUGCAACCACCCCUACCUCAUCAAAGGGGCAGAAGAGAAAAUCCUCGAAGACUUCAGGGAAGUUUAUUGCCCCACUGCCAUCGACUUUCACCUGCAGGCCAUGGUGCAGUCUGCCGGGAAGCUUGUACUUAUUGACAAGCUGUUGCCUAAAAUGAAGGCUGGAGGACACAAGGUGCUCAUCUUUUCCCAAAUGGUUCGCUGCUUGGACAUCUUGGAAGACUACCUCAUUCAGAGAAGGUACUUGUAUGAGCGAAUAGAUGGACGUGUCCGUGGGAAUCUACGACAGGCUGCCAUCGACCGCUUCAGCAAGCCCGACUCGGACCGCUUUGUUUUCCUACUGUGUACAAGAGCUGGAGGCCUGGGAAUCAACCUCACAGCAGCAGACACCUGUAUCAUCUUUGACUCUGACUGGAACCCUCAGAAUGACCUUCAGGCCCAGGCUCGCUGCCACAGGAUUGGUCAGAACAAGGCGGUGAAGGUGUAUCGUUUGAUCACCAGAAAUUCGUACGAGCGGGAAAUGUUUGAUCGUGCCAGUCUCAAGUUGGGCCUGGACAAAGCAGUGUUGCAGAGCAUGAGUGGCAGAGACAACAGCCUGGGAGGAAGCACUGGGGGAGGGGCAGCACAGCAGCAGCUAUCCAAGAAGGAAAUUGAGGAUCUGUUGCGACGUGGCGCUUAUGGGGCCAUCAUGGAUGAGGAGGACGAAGGGGCCAAAUUCUGUGAAGAGGACAUCGACCAGAUCCUCCAACGUAGGACAAAGACCAUUACCAUCGAGUCUGAGGGCCGAGGAUCUACCUUUGCCAAGGCUAGUUUUGUGGCAUCUGGAAACCGCACAGACAUUUCUCUGGAUGACCCCAACUUCUGGGACAAGUGGGCCAAAAAGGCUGACCUUGAUAUGGAAAUGGUCAAUGGCAGAAACAGCUUAGUGAUUGACACUCCUCGUGUCCGAAAACAGACAAGGCCAUUUAGCGCCACCAAAGAUGAGCUGGCAGAGCUUUCCGAGGGCGGCAGCGACAGUGACGACACCAAACCUAAGGUUCGGCGAAACAAUGACCGCCUCAACAGCUACGGACGCACAGAGUGCUUCAGAGUUGAGAAGAAUCUGCUUGUAUAUGGGUGGGGUCGUUGGAAGGACAUUCUCAACCAUGGGCGUUUUAAGAAGCAGCUAACCGACCGGGAUGUGGAGUCGAUCUGCAGGGCUCUGCUGGCCUACUGCUUGGUACAUUACCGUGGAGAUGACAAAAUCAAAAGCUUCAUGUGGGACCUGAUUGCCCCAUCUGAGGAUGGACGUACCAAGGAGCUGCAGAAUCACUUAGGUUUAUCUGCCCCAGUCCCUCGGGGCAGAAAGGGUAAGAAAAUGAAAAUACAGUCCAGCUCUUUUGACAUCCACAAAGCGGAGUGGCUCAGGAAACACAACCCAGAGCACAUGCUUCAGGAUGACGGCUACAAGAAACACCUCAAACACCACUGCAACAAGGUGCUGCUCAGGGUCAGAAUGCUGUACUACCUGAAACAAGAGGUGAUCGGAAGCCAGGCCCAGGAAGUACUAGACGGUGUGGACUCCAGUGAGAUAAAGAUUUGGGUGCCAGCACCUGACCACUCAGAUUUGCCAGCCUUGUGGUGGGAUGCCGUCGCCGACAAGUGUCUACUGCUGGGUAUAUAUAAGCACGGUUAUGAAAAGUACAACACCAUUCGUGCAGACCCAACCCUGUGCUUCCUAGACCGUGCGGGCCGACCAGAUGAGAAGGCUAUCGCAGCCGAACAGAGAGGCAAUGACUUCAUGGAUGGGGAUGUAGAUGAUCCAGAAUACAAGCCUGCUCCAGCUCUGAUAAAAGAAGACAUGGAGGAUGAUGCCUCUUCUCCUGGAGACUUGAUAGUCACUGACAAUGCUGGAGAUGCAGUGUCAGUGACAGAAGGUGGAACUGUCUACUGGCCCUCUCCCUCGGUGUUGACAGCCAGACUGAGGCGUUUGAUCACCGCAUCCCAGCGCUACACUAAGAGUCGGCAAAUUCUCCAAAUACACCAGGUUCAGUCUCAGUCCCAGCCAACCAUGGUACUGUCCGCACCGCUUUGCCCGCUGCCCCCCACACUCAAUGACCCCCUCAACCCCAAAAUGGCUGCUAAGAUUGAACGGCAACAAAGAUGGACUAGGCGGGAAGAAGCUGACUUCUACCGGGUGGUUUCCACUUUUGGUGUUGUUUUUGACCCAAGCCUUGGUCGGUUUGACUGGACCAAGUUCAGGGCCAUGGCUCGUCUGCACAAGAAGACUGACGAGAGCCUGCAGAAAUACCUGUGUGCUUUCACCACCAUGUGCCGACGGGUGUGCCGCCUCCCACCCAAAGAGGGAGACUCUGCUGAAGACCCGUCUCUCAACAUCCAGCCCAUCACAGAGGAGCGUGCGUCUCGUACAUUGUACAGAGUAGAGCUGCUUCGCCAGGUGAGGGAACAAGUCCUUCGUCAUACGUUACUGUAUGAGCGCCUGCCACUGUGCCAGAUGAGCUCUGACUUGCCCGUCUGGUGGGAAGCUGGUACCCAUGACCGUGACCUGCUUAUUGGUGCUGCCAAGCACGGCGUAAGCCGCACAGAUUACCACAUUCUGAGAGACCCUGAGCUCAGCUUCAUGGCUGCCCAACAAAACUACAGCCAAACAAAAGCUGUGCAGCAGCAAUCACGCACACCCACCCCGCUCCUCCAUCCUCAGCACCAAGCCACCAGCUCAGCAUUGACAAGCUCUCCACUGCCUUUGGUGGCUCACAGAGACACUGAGCCCUGUGGGGUUGUGCCCAAAGUGGAACCAGCUUCAGAGGUAGAGGAGAGCAGGGAGAAACCGGGGGAGAGUUGGAGCCCUUCUCAAGCACCAGCCACUCCCACAGGUCUAGAAGAGAAGCCUAUUCCUGAGGUGAGGGACAUCGAGGGGCAGAUGGUAGCAGCACGAACCAAACCGCUCACACCCAACUCCUCGGAGAGGAAACCCAAGAAGGCCAGCAAGAGGGGCCGCAACGAGACCAGGCGUGGCUCAGAAUCUAACUCGGGUGGCUCCUCCUCAAGUUCUUCGUCACGCUCCUCCUCUUCUUCGUCCUCCUCUUCUUCCUCGUCACAUUCCGGCUCCAGCUCCUCUUCCUCUUCUUCAUCUUGCUCCUCUGGCUCUUCGUCAUCUUCGUCCUCUUCCUCAUCUUCUUCUGAUGACAGCGAUAGUGAGGGAGAGGACGGUAAGAAGAAAGUGCCUGCAGCAGCAAGUGUGAAGGGCUUUGAUGAGGACAGUGUGGCAUCUCUGAGCACAACACAGGAUGAAACACAAGACACUCAUUUGGCGGAGAAUGGCAUCGCCCAUAACUCCUCGCAUCCUUUCCUGGGAGGAGGAUACAUGCUUGCUGCUUCCUACUGGCCAAAGGAUCGUGUUAUUAUCAACCGCCUGGACAGCAUCUGCCAGGCAGUGCUUAAGGGCAAGUGGCCAGAAACACGCCGCGUUUAUGAGCCCGGAGGUGCAGUGGCCUCUUUCUACACCACCAAGCUGCUGGACAACGCCAACAGCCUGUGCGAGGACCCCGCUGCCUCGCCACAGGGGUCAAAGGUGACCAAGCAUGUUGCAGAAAACAAGGAGUUCUCAGUAAAACUCAACGAUCAGGAGGGAGGUCUGAAGUUGACCUUCCAGAAGCAGGGUCUUCCUCUGAAGAGGCCCCUGGAGUCUGAGGAGGGACCCCAGGCCCAGCAGCAGUACCUGGCCCGGCUUCAUGAGCUGCAGAGUGCUUCUGACACGGGAUUAGCUGAUAUCACCAAGCCUCAGUGCAGCUUUCAGACUGUCAAUCCAGGUCAUACUAGUCAGAUGAGGCUGAACGGAGUGCUGGAUGGCCAACCCAUGGUGAAGAAGCGGAGGGGAAGGAGGAAAAACGUAGAGGGAAUGGACCUGCUGUUUAUGAACAGGACCAGAGUCCCUGCUGUUCCCGAUCAGAUGCCUCCAGGUUGGGGUGGUAUUGGCCAGGUGGGCAUGGCAGCGGCCUCUGCUCCAGUCUACAGCCAGAGUCCCAACCAGAGCUCCAGUCAGAGCUCCAGUCAGAUCCCUGCAGACACAGACACCAGGGUCCCUGUCAUCAGCCUCAAAGAUGGCACCCGGCUUGCUGGGGACGAUGCCCCCAGGAGGAAAGAUCUAGAGCAAUGGUUGAAAGAACAUCCCGGCUUUGUAGCAGACACAGGAGCCUUUAUUCCUGGAGUAAACAAGAUGCAAAUGCAGUUCCACUUCCAGGACGGUCGGCCAAAGCAGAAGAGGCAUCGCUGUAGGAACCCCAACAAGAUUGAUGUGAAUAGCCUGACAGGAGAGGAAAGGGUCCAAAUUAUCAACAGGAGAAAUGCACGCAAGAUUGGUGGUGCCUUCGCUCCCCCUCUGAAGGAUCUGAGCAGGUUCCUGCAGGAGAACCCAGAGUACGGAGUCCCACCUGAGUGGGCGGAUGUGGUCAAACAGUCGGGUUACCUCCCAGAGAGCAUGUUUGACAGGAUCCUGACAGGACCCAUCGUUCCUGAAGAGGUGAGCCGACGCGGACGUAGACCCAAGAAUCCUUUGGCCAAGGCGGCAGCAGCCGGAGCAGCCACCGCAGCAGACUCUGCUCUCAACUUGAACCCCCUGCUGGCCAACGGCCUCCUUCCCGGAAUGGACCUCAGCAGCCUGCAAGCCCUCCAGCAAAACCUCCAGAGCUUACAGUCCCUGCAGCUCACCGCAGGCCUGAUAGGACUGCCGUCUGACGCCGGCAACCUGGCCGCAACCAACUUGGCUGCCAUGUUUCCCAUGAUGCUCUCCGGCAUGGCUGGAUUGCCAAACCUGCUUGGCAUGAGCAGCAUGCUUGGGAAGCCAGCUCAGGAGGGCACAGGAGGCUCAGAGGAAAGGAUAAAGGGAACGGCCAGUGGUGCGACGGGAGAGACAUCCACUUCUAAAGCUCCUUUGAACACCUCACAAUUCGACACCAAAGGAGAAAGGACAGACAGUACGAUUACGACUUCCUCCUCGGCUUCCAGCUCCACUUCCUCUGCUACUGCCCCACAAAGUGCUUCAGCUGCCUCUGCAGCCUCCAGUCACCCACUGUCUCUUAAUCCCUUGUUACUCUCCAGUAUGCUUUACCCAGGGAUGCUUCUCACUCCAGGCCUUAACCUUCCUGUGUCCGCCACACAGCAGCAGAGCUCAAACGGUGACCCAAUUAUUCCUCCUCCUCCUCUUCGUCGUACUCCACCCACAGCCUCCAAGUCAUCACCUCAGGAGACAGAGCAGUCGGCAGCAGAGGCGGACCGAGACGAGGAGGACGAGGCUUUGGUUGAAGACGACGACGAAGAGGAGUCCGCAGAUCAAAAAGAGAAUAGUGGCGCUGAAGGUUCAGGGAAAGCCGAGACAUCUUCAUCAGAGUCUGGGAGCUCUUCUUCAUCCUCGGAUGAUUCGGAUUCCAGUGAUGAGGAUUGAUUCUAUUAAAUGAAUAAAUAAUACAUUUAUUUAUGUAUCGCGUAGAAAUGUAUACAUACAGUAUAUUCACAUAUAUGGAUUUUGGCACUUGUGUUGUGAUUUCUUUACAUGUAAAUACAAGAACUAACUAAAAUGUUGUGUAAUAAAGAACAAAAACUUUAAAAAAAAAAAAGAGAGAGGAAAAAAAACAGGAAAAAGUGAUUCAAAAGCAACUGAAAUAAAAUUUCAGUGUUCGUUCACAAGGUACAGUCUUGUUUUGAGACAUUUUGCAUGUCAGACUUAAGUAGAUUUCUGAACUCUGUGAACUUGUACCACACAAUUAUGUACAAUUGCAACAAAAAAAGGCAUUAUUGUAAUUAUGUCAGGAUUUAAUUUUAUUAAAAAAAAAGUGAAACUACAUCAA